UUGAUAUUCAGAAACAAAGACAUGAUAGAAGAAAGAUACAAAUUGAAGAAGAAAACGGCGGUGAGAACAGAACCAAAGUGUGUAUGUACUUAUCUUAUCCCAAACGUAACAACACCGAAUACAAAACACAAAUUAAGAAAAAGAAAAAAAAAAACAUUGCCUAGUAUAGUACCUUUUGCUCCAACAAAGGAAACAAAAAUAGAAACACUAAUAAUUAUUGUAAUUAUUAAUUAUUAUUAAUCAGCUAUGCAACCUAGUUCCGGCGGUGGUGGCGGUGGUUUGACACGGUUUCAUUCAACUCCGGCGAGUUGGAUAGAAUCAUUUAUUCUUAAAGAAGAGGAAGUUGAUGAAAGGCAGCAGCAACAAGACAACUUAAGUUUUACUCAACUGCUUUCCAAUAACGCUGUUGGUGGCUCUUCAAAUUCUGAUUCUCGAUCUCAACCAUAUUUAUCUCAUUACUAUUACAACUCUUCAACUCAUACCCCCACUUCUGCCAAUGCUAGUAAUAAUCCCUUCACACAGGGAGUUGAGGAUAGUGCUGAUGCACUGGACCUUAAAAUGGACAAGAUUUUAGAGGAUUCAGUUCCUUGUAAGAUUCGGGCUAAGCGUGGUUUUGCUACACAUCCAAGGAGUAUUGCUGAAAGGGUUCGGAGGACUCGUAUUAGUGACCGCAUAAGAAAACUUCAAGAACUGGUGCCGAACAUGGAUAAGCAAACAAAUACUGCAGAGAUGUUAGAUGAGGCAGUAGCUUAUGUCAAGUUUCUACAAAAUCAAAUCGAGGAGCUAAAAGAACAACAACGAAGGUGUAAAUGCACAAUUCACGAGUAAAUUGUGGUGAUUGUUUCAUAUAAUACUAGCCUGUUUGCAUAUUCUGUUUUAAAAAUUAUCAUAUUUUUGGUGUUCUGAUGAAGAUUAAUUAACCGUAACUCAGAAGAUGAAGUUUGUUUCACAUUCUUCAGCAACAAUUACAUGUUGGGGGUGCCAUUAUCAAUUUCAUGAAGAACCCACUUCAUAGAGUUCUCUCUAGUGUGGUUUAGUUCUAUAGUUAUAUAGUGUUGUAUAACUUAUACACAAAUAUAUGCUAACUUAGUUGUUUCUUGAGCUUUUUUUUUUUUUUUUGUUGAGAUAUAAUUAGUAAUAUGUGAGAUUCUUCACAUGAUCAACAGAUUAUGCAAACUACAUCUAUAUAGAUGAUAGGUUUUUGCAUUAGGUAUUUUUGCUAUUCUAUAUAUAAUACCCUCUCUUUCUCUCUA
Messenger RNA from Trifolium pratense (red clover), 1253 nucleotides. Its product is annotated as transcription factor bHLH80-like. The coding region runs from base 247 to 828 and encodes 193 amino acids. Gene Ontology annotation, molecular function: DNA-binding transcription factor activity, RNA polymerase II-specific; protein dimerization activity; RNA polymerase II cis-regulatory region sequence-specific DNA binding. Gene Ontology annotation, cellular component: nucleus. The record is from RefSeq and is a predicted model, not a curated record. Gene Ontology annotation, biological process: regulation of transcription by RNA polymerase II. The transcript has 5 exons. Lineage: Eukaryota; Viridiplantae; Streptophyta; Magnoliopsida; Fabales; Fabaceae.